Molecule: messenger RNA, 1799 nt
Organism: Cephus cinctus (wheat stem sawfly)
Lineage: Eukaryota; Metazoa; Arthropoda; Insecta; Hymenoptera; Cephidae
Product: keratin, type I cytoskeletal 10
Exons: 4
Coding region: 380-1228 (282 amino acids)
Source: RefSeq, a predicted model, not a curated record
CUGGUCGAGACGGUUUAGCCGAUUUGUGAAAAGCCAAGCCCUGUUUCUAGAGGAUGACCUUGUCGAUGGAUGACUGCAUUCAAAAAGAGGUUACGCCUUAGUUGCUCGCAUGGGAGAACUCAUAGUAUUACCGGUUCUAGGUGGGAUCAGAGAAGAGAGGGAAAGAGCGUAUAUAAAGAAGAAUUUGAGACAACUUUCAGGGAAAGAACGGAAUUGCCAUGUAAGAUUUAUACAGUUAAAUAAAAGGAUAUACAUAUAUAGAGAGUGACAAGGUGACGGAGAUAAAAGAAAACGGAGCUAGGAACUGUGAAUUCAAUUUUGGACGCACGCAGGGAAUUUGACUGAAAAGUCAAAUCGGAUGUAAGAAGUUGAAGGUCCAAUGGGAGUAGCAAACAUGAAGAGGCACUUGUUGACUUACGCAUUAGUCUGCUCAAUAGCCUUCGCGAGGAGUGAAAUUAAUGCUCAAGAAUCCUCAAAGUUCACGUUCUCAAGUAUCCCAGUAGUCGAAGAUGCUCUCAAGGACUCUGCUAAGGAUUUAACCAAAUCUAAGGAUUUGGACGUGUCUGCUAGCGAUAGAACUUCCUCUGUUCUAGCAUUUCUUAUCGGUAGAGACUACAGUGGUUACGGUCCUAGUGGUUACGGUGUUGGAAGUAGCCUCCCUACUGCAUCUGGUGUAGGACUUUACGGUGUUUAUCCAGGAAUCGGUACAGGUUCUGCUUACGGAGGUUCUAUUGCGUAUCCUGAUACACGUUUGGGAACCGGAUAUCGAAGUUAUCAGAAUCCACUUCGCACUGGAGUUGUUGGUGGUGGCCAUACUGGUUACGGUUAUUACGGUUCUACCGGUGCUGCUGGUUUUGACGACUUAGGAGUUUAUGGGGGUAGUGCAGGCGCAUAUGGACUUCCUGGAUCACAAUAUGGAGGAGGAUAUGAUGACUUUUCUUUAACCUCUAAUCGCCGGCCUGGAGGCUAUGGUGGUCAGAAAUUUAUACCACCAUAUGGGAGUUACGGUGGGUCUGGUACUUAUGUUGGAUAUGGUAAAAACGAUGGAUAUGGUACCAACGACUAUGACAGCUACCAAGGUCGGGGCAUUGAUGGUACCUACGGAAACAACUAUGGUACAGGCAGUGGUUAUGAUCCAUAUGCUUAUCGUACUGGUAGUUAUGGCCGAGGAUAUAGUACAUCCAGAGGAUACAAUGUCUACCCAUCUGGAUAUCGGGGUUACUCUUAAAACAUACUGGAGAAAAUUAAAUUUAAUGGACGUUGAUAAAAAAUCUUCAUAUUUUAAGUGUAGUUGAACGAGUGACUCCGAAUACAAAUUUCUAUGAAAUUGUAUAAUUUACAUGAUGAUGCUCAUUUAAAGUUAUGAAAUAUAUUCGGAAUGAUCGUAAUUUCUCAACAACUUUUAGGUUAAAUUACAUUUUAAUUGCCAAAUACAGAUAAUUUAAACACGGUUACAAUCGUAACAAACUUUGUUUGUGUUUACAGAACUACGAGUUUAGUACAGAUAUAAUUGGAAGAUUAUGGAAAUGAUUAUUAAAUAUAUGGUCUAGACACUUAAUCAUUCGAAAUUACUUUACCGAAGCCAGUUUUAAUCGUCGUUCUGCUAAUUUCAACGAAAUAAUACUCCUCUUCUUGACGAUAUAUUUACUUGAUGUGAUAAGUGCUUUUGUAUUCUGAAAUAAGAUAUACCGUUUACAUAAGUUGUAUAGUUUGUCUUUAUGACUUCAUUAUACUGGUUUGUUAUAAAUUCAUGCAUAGUUAAUCGAGUAAUAAACAUUUAUAUUAUAUUACAAAGUUAA